This is a messenger RNA of Striga hermonthica, 664 nucleotides long. The record is from the annotation of a GenBank genome assembly. Lineage: Eukaryota; Viridiplantae; Streptophyta; Magnoliopsida; Lamiales; Orobanchaceae.
UCCGAAGUAUGAUCAAGGCUAUGAAUACCCUAGGCGAGGGUCUCGAUACCACAAAGGCGUCGGUUCAUGAGGAGCGUGAGCAUGAGCGUGAGGAGGACGACUUCGACCAGCGGUCUCAGGUGUCCCGCCAUCGCGAUCGCCUGGAGCCCGAGAAGCCGAGGAUCACGCUGUCCACGUUCACCGGCAACAAUCCCCAUGCAUGGCUCAACCGGGUUGUGCAAUAUUUUGAGCUCAACGAGACCGAAGGACGUGAUCGAGUAAGGUACGCUGCUAUCUUGAUGGAGAAGCCAACGUGUGGUGGCAGUGGCUUACUAGCGUAUACAGCGAGCCAUACGAUGGAACGAUUUCGAGCGAGAGUUACUCAUACUAUGGCAGCUACUCUAUCCUAUCAGCAGGUCCAGAUGGUUCCGCCAGUUACAGCUGUUGCGCCCAGCUCUAGUUUGGGCAAGAAGAAGUCAGAUUCCCACCGGGAUAACCGGAAGGGAAAGCGUAGCGGGAAUGAUCGUCGCGGUGAGCGCCCCGCUGCCCAGGGUCAGAAUCUGAAAUGCCCUAAGUGUGGCCGUUAUCAUCCUGGAGAUUGUCGUUUCACCCAAAGGGUCUGUUUCAACUGCAUGAAGCCCGGUCAUUUCUUCAGCAACUGCCCCGAGCCCCCGAGACAGCUGCC